This is a messenger RNA of Coccomyxa subellipsoidea C-169, 474 nucleotides long. RefSeq lists its product as hypothetical. Lineage: Eukaryota; Viridiplantae; Chlorophyta; Trebouxiophyceae; Coccomyxaceae. The transcript has a single exon. The coding region runs from base 1 to 474 and encodes 157 amino acids. The record is from RefSeq and is a predicted model, not a curated record.
AUGUGGGGAUUGGGGAGUGGGGAUGAACCUUCCUCGGCGGCCCCCCCUGCUGUUGUCAGCGAAGCUCGCCGCCUCGGUGCCCCCAGCGCCACGCGCACCAAGCCGCGCCCCGUGCUCAUCAGCUUCAGCGGCGUGGCAGCCAAGCACGCUGCCCUCAAGCACAGCAAAGCCCUGCGCCAGCGCCAGAUUUUCCUGGAUCCCGACCUCACCCCGCAGCAGCAGCGCAUCCGCGUCAGCAUGCGCCCACACUAUGUCGCCCUGAAGACAGCCGGCAAGCAGCCCUUCUGGCGCGAGGAGCGCCUCUUCGUCCGGGAGGGCGACCGCGUGCGUGAGCACAUGCCUGUGCCUGGGCCUCCCCCGGCUGCCGCGCCGGGCGCCGCUGCCGCCCCGGGUGCUGCCACUGCCGGGCCCUCUCAGGCCGCGCCUUCCUCCCCCGGCCGCGCCGACUCCUACGCCGAAGCAGUGCGCCGCUAG